Messenger RNA from Mauremys mutica (yellowpond turtle), 8039 nucleotides. RefSeq names its product folliculin interacting protein 2 (gene FNIP2). The record is from RefSeq and is a predicted model, not a curated record. Bases 370 to 3885 code for a protein of 1171 amino acids. NCBI's taxonomy places the organism in Eukaryota, Metazoa, Chordata, Testudines, Geoemydidae. Gene Ontology annotation, molecular function: ATPase inhibitor activity; protein-folding chaperone binding. The transcript is spliced from 18 exons. Gene Ontology annotation, cellular component: cytoplasm.
UAGUUAAAAUCAAUAUCUGCUGACUGCGUACCGGUCUUGGUGGAAGAACUCCAGCAACAGAAGCAGGAGAUAAUCUUGGAUGUGCUUUGAAAUUUGAAAGUUCUGUGUGGUGGUCUAAUUUGGGAUAAAUACUACAUUACAUUGGAUGCAAUUGUCUUCCUGAGUUAUGGUUGACAGAACAUGCUACUCUUGUUCUAAAAAAGAAACACAGUGGAUUGCUACAAAAGACUUGAAUCUCUUCUCUGAGAGGAAAUGUCUAUGGUUGCUGGACGCUGAGCCAUAGUGAAGCAACUCACUUAAAGCCAUAUCUCUUAAGCCAGUGUUCAGUAUUUUCAAGAAGCUUUGGGAGAGUACAUCUGAACUAAGAAGAUGUGUGGAGGUACUCCAAAGACCGCACAUAGCACAGGAGGGCAAACAGACCAAGCAAGAAACUGUAAUAAUGCCUCUUGCCCACUGGAAAAUAAUAUCUCAAACAAAAAAUCUUUUGUGGAAGAACAGAGCACUGACAGUAAAAGCAGUGUCAAUACGUUGUUGCAAAAGAGCUGGUCCUGUUCGGAGUUUGACUUGAAUGAAAUCCGCCUGAUAGUUUACCAGGAUUGUGAGAGAAGAGGCAGACAGGUCUUGUUUGAUUCCAAAGCAGUGCGCAAAGUUGAUGAGGCAGCAGCUCAGAAAAUAGAGGAUGCUUCAGGAAAGGCUUCUGCCAAGUGCUGCCAAGCAAGCAAUGGAACCAAUAGUAUUUCUUCCCAUAGUCCAUCAGUGGGCUGUACACAGCAUGUCAAGGACCAGCUUCCAAAGUACCAGUACACUAGACCAGCCUCUGAUGUCAACAUGCUUGGAGAAAUGAUGUUUGGCUCAGUGGCAAUGAGUUACAAAGGUUCUACCUUGAAAAUCCACUACAUACGCUCUCCUCCGCAGCUUAUGAUAAGUAAAGUGUUCUCAGCCAGAGUGGGAAGCUUCAGUGGAAGCACAAAUAACUUGCAAGAUAGCUUUGAAUACAUCAACCAAGAUCCCAAUCUGGGAAAACUGAGCUCUAAUCAAAAUGGUUUGGGCACCUGCCGUAGUGGAAGUAAUCUAGGUGUGUUACAGCUGUGUAGCAGCAAAGUGCUGCAGGGUGUAUCUGAAGGAGUUCCCCUCCGGCUCAUCCGGAGUGCUUCUUUCUUUGCAGCACAUAGCACCCCGGUUGAUAUGCCUAGCAGAGGGCAAAAUGAGGACAGAGACAGCGGCAUUGCUCGGUCAGCAUCUCUGAGUAGUCUCUUGAUUACACCGUUCCCAUCACCAAGCUCCUCAUCCUCCUCUUCCAGUAGCUACCAGCGCCGCUGGCUCCGAAGUCAAACAACAAGUUUAGAAAAUGGAAUUAUUCCAAGGUGGUCCACCGAAGAGACUUUUAGCAUGGCUGAUGAAAGCUGUAGUUCCAAUCCUGCAAUGAUUCGGAGGAAAAAAAUUGCCAUCAGUGUAAUUUUCUCCCUGCCUGAAAGAGAAGAUGCACAGAGGAACUUCCAGGACUUCUUUUUUUCUCACUUCCCUUUAUUUGAAUCCCAUAUGAAUAAGUUAAAGAGUGCAAUUGAAAAGGCCAUGAUCCUCUGUAGAAAAAUAGCAGAAUCCAGCCUAAGAGUUCAGGUUUAUAUCAGCCGUGUCACGGAUGCCCUGGGAGAAUUCAGACUUACAAUCUGGAACCUGUAUUCAGUUCCAAGGAUCGCAGAACCUGUGUGGCUUACCAUGAUGUCCAACGCUUUGGAAAAGAACCAGCUAUGCCAGCGCUUUCUUAAGGAAUUUACACUUCUGAUAGAACAGAUCAACAAAAACCAGUUCUUAGCUGCUUUAUUGACUGCGGUGCUGACCUAUCACCUGGCGUGGGUCCCAACUGUAAUGCCAGUCGACCAUCCUCCCAUAAAGGCCUUCCCUGAGAAAGGCACAUCACAAUCUGUAAACCUGCUUGCAAAAUCACAUCCUUAUAACCCUCUCUGGGCACAGCUCGGUGAUCUGUAUGGUGCCAUAGGCUCUCCCGUUAGGCUGACACGGACUGUGAUUGUUGGAAAACAUAAGGAAUUAGUUCAACGUAUUCUCUACGUUCUAACAUACUUCCUCCGGUGCUCUGAGCUACAAGAAAAUCAACUGGCCUGGAAUGGGAAAGUUGGAGAGGAAGAGCAACUGCUAAAUGGAAGGAAGAUCACAACUACAUUGGAAAAGGGAGAGGUUGAAGAAUCUGAUUAUGUGAUUGUCACUGUUAAGAAUGAACCCGCUCUUGUGCCGCCAAUCCUACCUCAGAAGAAUGGUGGAAAUCAAACCAGUAGCACUGUGGGGCAUGUCAGUAACCCAGAGAGCUCUCCUGCUCUGCCAAUGUCCUCAAAAGAAAAGAAUGAAGAAGUAACAGGAAAGGCUGAUCAGAGCUCCAGGGCAUCCUAUAUUGUAUCAAAAGACUGCACAGUUGGCAGUUCUGAGUCUAAAGGAAUGGUGGAUGACUGUAGGAAAGGGAAGGUAGUUGAUAUAGGAACUGUGUCCUACUAUUUUGAAGAACAAAUAGAAUCAGAGGAUUUAACGGAUGUCUUAAAGAAUAGCAACCAGGCCACUAGUGAAGUAGCAGAAAAGCCAUCUGACAGGUCAUCUGCUGUACCGUGUCCUGAGAGGUUUGUUGAUAGGAGUCCUCCUUUAGAAAGGGUCACCUUCCAAAUUGGAAGUUCUACAUCGCCAGAGUCAGAUUUAGAAACUCGCAAGAGUGACAUGGAUGAAAAUUUUAGGGCGUUCAAAAAAAAUCUACAGGUAGCAAGCUGUAUGUCAAGUCCACCAAAUGUGCCUGCAGAAACUUCCCUGAGCCAACAAGAAACUUCCAAAGCCUCCCUUAACCCAUUACACAGUAGGCGUAAUAUCUGUUACGCACAAAUUCCGUCAUGUGAAGUGAGUGCGAAUAUAUUUGAUGAAUAUUUUGCCGAGGGUAAUAAAAUUGAAAUGAAUGUAGCAAAUACUUCUACUCUGCGUGGUUUGUCAGAUGAACCACUUAAGCCAUCUGAUAAAAUAGAAACUGUAAAAACAGAAAUCUUAGAGGAAGCUAGAACCCUGUGCUCCAAGAAUGGGGAGGGCCAUUCACUUGACUCUGUUAAAACAAGUUCUGACGUACAGGACUCUGGCCAAGUAGUCACUGAAGAUGUCCCCUAUGGGGAUGCUGGAAGGAAAAUCCCCUUCCGAAUCGAAGGGGAUAUUCCUAGGAAUGAGAGUUCAGAUAGUGCACUUGGAGACAGCGACGACGAUGGUGCUUCAUGUAUCUCUGAUCUACACCCUCGAGGCCAUGUCAGCAAUAGGCAUGAAGAAUUUACAGAAGUAGAACUUCCUUUACCAAGAUCCAACAUAAUCAGCAGUCCAAGUGUGAAAAACUUUGGAAGGUCACUUCUCGGUGGUUACUGUCCCACAUACAUGCCUGAUCUGGUACUGCAUGGAAUAAGUAAUGAUGAAAAACUCAAGCAGUGGUUACCAGCAGAUCUGCUUCAUGCAGUGCAUCAUCCAGUACUAGAUGAGCCCAUAGCAGAAGCUGUCUGCAUUAUUGCCGAUACGGAUAAAUGGACUGUACAGGUGGCUACAAGCCAGAGAAGGAUGAUGGACAGUAUGAAGCUAGGCAAAGAUGUCUUAGUCUCCAGUCAAGUGUCCAAUUUGCUGCAGUCCAUUUUACAGCUUUACAAACUCCACCUCCCAGCUGACUUCUGCAUAAUGCAUCUUGAGGAUAGACUACAGGAGAUGUACCUCAAAAGCAAAAUGCUCUCAGAAUACCUGCGAGGACAUACAAGAGUUCAUGUAAAAGAGCUAGGAAUUGUAUUGGGGAUUGAAUCCAAUGACUUGCCUUUGUUGGCUGCUGUCGCAAGCACUCACUCCCCGUAUGUUGCUCAAAUACUCUUAUAAGUUAAAAUCUCAGGAUAGUCAUUCCCUAAACAAACUACAGGAAUCUUGAAGGAAGAACAGACGUGCCAAGUACCGGUAAAGAGGAGCAGGUGUAUGGCAGUGCAUUCCAACACCUUUUGAUUCUACUUUCAGCUGGACACUUUAUCUAAAGACUUCAGUUUACAUAAUACAAAAGUCAUUCGAGUUGAUUUUUUUACACUCACCUCUGAGUUAACAAAUCAUGAAGGUGAAUGCAUCCUUGCGGUCUUUUUAAAUGACAAAAAUAAACACUACAGCAAACACUGAACUGUCAGCAGAAAAUACUGCUAAAAAAACCCAUGAGGUGGCAGUAAAAAGAACAGGUGGAAUAGGAUAGUUCUUCUAAUACUGCACUUGUGAUCGCAUGGUGUUUUGUGCGCUUCUUUGGUUGCGGAGCUGGAGUUGUAAACUAUGUACGUAGCAUUCCUAUACAGAGGUGUUUGGAUGGACACAAAGUUUUGCAGAACACAGACAUCCUUUUGUAUUGUAGUAGUGGCCAGCUCAAAACAAGAAACUUUGACUCGGCAGCUGAGUUAUGUGGCAUGUGUGAGGUUUAUUGUUUCUUUAAGGAUAAAAGGAAGCUGCAGCUGCUUCUAGUUUUACUGAUGAAAAAAUAGAAUGAGCUCGGAUUAUAAUUAGUGCCACCCCAACAUUAAUAUGAAGACAGCUUUUUGAGAGAGGAGGAUUUUUUAGAAAGUCUUAUAGAAUUUCUACUACAAGUUUACAUUCUUGCAUUUACAUCAUUAAUAGAUUUUUUUGCAUUUCUGUAUGACCUGUAAAACUGGGAAUUGGUCCUAUGUCUUAAUGGAAUCCAAUAUUGCCAUCUGAGAUAUUUCCGUUUGACAAGCUAACGUACAAUAUGUUACCAAAUGUGUUACAUUUUGUGUGUGUGUGUGUGUGUGUGUGUGCGCGUGCGCAUACACCAACCAAUUGGCAUAAACUCAAAAGUUUCUUUUAAAAAAAAAUAGACUGGUCAAAUGCAUUGCUACUAUUUGGAGAUGACUCUUUAUUCACACUGAAAGUAGGGGCUGUUUUAAGUGAAACAAAGAGGACAAUGACAAGCCUGGACAUCAUGAUUUAUUAAUAUGAACAUUCAUGAACAUCCACUAUGAUUCUACGGAACUUUUGCACUAUCAUCUCAGUGCCUUCUAAUCUAUUAAGGACUAACUGCUUUGAGGAAGAAACUUGCCCAUUAGGUCAAAUAGUUCAUAGCACCAGUCUCUCUAUUAUUCCCUAUAAUAGUAUACAGUUAUCUGAAAUUCUCUGCCCACAGGCACAAACUUUACUAUUUACAUACAAAGUAUACACAGCAAGGUACAAAGUUACUUUUUUCAUUGAACACUAUUGAGCAGCAUAUGUAACUAUUUAGACCAAGAAAGGGCAAAAGGAAAUAACAUUAUUUUCAAAGAAAGAAAGCUCGAGGCAAGGAACUCACCUAAGCAGAGUGUUAGACUAUCAAACAUUCCGUGGAAACACAGACAUGAGUAGUAUAGGGUACUUUUGGCAUUUGAUACCAAGCUGUCUAAAUACUUGUUUAGAAACAUAAACUCUUCCUACUAGAAUAAUUCCUGCCUGCUAGGAUUCAUUAAUUGGCUCACUGAACCAUCCUUGCUGGUGAUUCCAGAAUUCCCAGCAUUGUAGAAAUUCCUAGCAUUUAAGCACAGAGUUUCAGUUUAUACUGCCCUGAUAAUUGGCUUUCUAAAGAGAAUCUUCAAUAAUUAAAGUGAGAAAAGGUGAGUAUUACGGGGGUUUUCAUUUUGUUCUAAAUGUGACAGAAAAUUGCCCUUAAUCUUGUUAGUGUCUGUCUCGCGCUCUCUCUGAGAGGACCGUGUAGAUUACCAUGAGAAAUUUCUGUGCAGAAGGGUUGUGUCUCCAAGUUGAAGGACUCUUAAUUUCCAGGUAUGAUUUCUAAACAGAUAAGAUUAUUUAACAUCUAGGAUCUCCAAUCUAACAUACCAGGAGUCUCCCUUUUGCAUAGUACUUUCAGAGUAUGUCUACACAGCAAUGAAACACCCAUGGAUGGACCGUGUCAGCUAGUUCAGGCUGCAGGUCUAUAAAAUUGCAGUGUAGACUUUCAGGCUUGGGCUGGAGCAUGGACUGUGGGACAUUUCCUCCUCAUGGGGUCCCAGAGCCUGUGCUUCAUCCCAAGCCCAAACGUCUACACUGCAGUUUUAUAGCCGCACAGCCCAAGCCCCAUGAGCAUGAAUCAGCCGACCUAGGCCAGUCAUGGGUGUUUAAUUGCACUGUAGACAUUUAGGCCUUUUCUCCAAUAUGCUCUUCAGAGUGACUACAGUCUUCCUGAAGUUUGGGUUAUCUCUUAUUGCUGAUACAUGAAGAAAUCUGCUUGCCCUGAUUUGGUUCCCCUGAGCUGCUUUGACCUCCACUCCAUGGUUUGCUUGAAACCAAAUGACAUAGCAAGUGCACCUGUUGUCAAACUUCCCCUCUCUGCUUAGUAAGUGUGUAGGUGUGUGUAAUGACUUCCCUUGUAAGUAUGCAAGAAUUCUAUCUUUUAUGCAUUCUCAUUACUUCAUGCCCUGCAGUUUUUUUCAUAGUAAUUUAGUUUGUCUAGUUUCUGUUUAUGUUCAACAAAAAAUGGCUUGUCUUGUUUCCGUCUGAACUGACUUGAGUCCCAGUUUUGCAGAGAGGUGCCUGCAAGUGGACCUCUGUAUCCACAUGGAGCCCCAUUGAAGGCAAAUCAACCUGCACACAGCAUGUUGCAGGCUUAGAACCUUGAUCAGCAAUCCUUAAUUUACUACUUACCCCCAACAAAUGCUGCUGUUUGAUAAAAUUGUACAUUGAUUUAAGGAGAUGUAUGAACUGAUGAUUCAAAUGCAAUCGACUUUUCCUCAGCCCAGUAUAGUAUCUUUACAGUAUAGUUAUUGCCUUUUAUAUAACACUUUGCUGCUCUUCACAAAUUACACGAGACUGCCCUAUUUUUAGUCUCAAAAUUGAUUUCUAAAAUUAAGGUUUGUAUAAUUCUUAAUUUUAAAAAAAUGGUGGCUUUAGUUUAAAGAAACUUAAAUAUUUCUCCCUCCCGCCAAAUAUACUACCUCAAUUGACAGGAUACUACCUUUAGGGCUCUUCAACUUUGUAAAGCUUACCUGUUGAACAUUUUUGUAGCAUCUUGCUGGUUGGGCAAGUUAGUGUGGCAUGACAGAGCAGUAAGUAUGUACAAAUGUUGUUGUGUUAGACAUCUUUAUAGCAUGUUUCAGUUUUAUUUUUUUAAUAGAAUGAAAAGUGAUAUGAAUGUACAGGAAAAAUGUUUAAAACUUACAGUGAAAUAAAAAUGUAGCUGAAAUCUUCAAGAUUCCAAAGCUUUUUUAUUUUUAUCAGUAUUAUAAAUCUUUUGUAAACUUCUUAAUACAUAUUUUUCUUGGUUUUCAAGUGAGGCUGAGUAAUCUUUCAAAACCCUACAGAAAUGCAGUUUACACAUUCCAAUGUAAAGAAUGUACACCCUUCAGAGUAAAUUACUUUUACAGAUGUGGGGGAGAAAUGCCAGUACAGGUGAACACUAAACUGUAGGACUGCAUAUAAUAAGUCUUUUAAUCUAAAGCAGUUUCAAUAUGAACUAAACAUUUUAAUCUAGUUUAUAGCUUCCCAAAUUAUUAAUUAAUCUAAACUAUAGUUCUUCUGCCUCAAAUGUAUGAAUAUAUACUUUUAAUUCACUGUGUGUCUUUCAUAGCUAUAAUUUGGAGAACAAAAUAAAUAAGGUGUUUUGCUUGUAUAUUUUCACUCUCUUGAAAGUGAAAAGCCCUUUUUCAAAACACCAAACUGUUGUAUGUAAAGUGACACAACAUGGUCACUAUCUAAAGCAAGAUUCCCUCUCCCCAACCUCCACUCUUGGCUUAAAAGGACUCAGAUCAGAAUUGAGUCUAAACUGCCAAUUAUAUAGUAUACAUUAGCUAUUCCAGUUAAAUGGAUUAAAAUGACAUACAUAACUGGUUAUCCAUACUAGAAGCAAAUCAGAUUGUGUUGCUAUUGCAUGUUUUAUGAGAGGAUUUCCUUCUUUUAGGAUUGACUGAAUGGGUAUCAGUAUCAAAAACUGUGGAAAUUUUUUUUUCUUACUGCUGUUUAUGUACAGUAUAAUUUUGGUCUAUUUCUUUGCAACAUUUGGUGCAAUAAACGUUUUGAAUUCA